Molecule: messenger RNA, 8366 nt
Organism: Xiphophorus couchianus (Monterrey platyfish)
Lineage: Eukaryota; Metazoa; Chordata; Actinopteri; Cyprinodontiformes; Poeciliidae
Product: TMF1 regulated nuclear protein 1
Exons: 1
Coding region: 1074-1757 (227 amino acids)
Biological process (GO): regulation of cell population proliferation
Cellular component (GO): nucleus
Molecular function (GO): DNA binding
Source: RefSeq, a predicted model, not a curated record
AGAGCAAACCAUUAUCAGCAUUACAGAAACAUUCUUAUAACUCCAGAUCAGCUUUAUGCAUUUUUCCACAGACAAAUUAUCUUUGCUGAUGAGCUUUGAGGUCUCCUAAUCCACAGAUCUCCUAAUCCACAGAUUCUCUGUCAGAUUCAAAAAGAUGGAUAUUACUUCCCAUUAGAGGAAAAACAUUGGUCAAAUUAAAAUAUUACUUCAAAUCUAAAUCUGCCAGAGGUAUAAUUCAUUUUGACGUUAAGUUCACAUACGUCCUCACAAACAUCUGGAUUGGUAUACCUCAGGAAUUUGCAGAGAAUAUACUUUUGGUAGCCAGCAGCAAACAUCUGGAAUAAUUCUGACAGAAUGUGUGACCAUCCUUCGUGACAGAAACGGUAGAGAUUAGUUAAUUUUCUGGCAACAACUAGCUUUUAAGAAUAAUCCACAAAUUUUGAAUUGGGCUGAGGUCAGUAGCAAUCUGAUUCGUCUCUGUGAAAAACAUAUCUGGUCACUUUGUUUAGAUUUGUUUGAGAUGAUUUUUCAUGAUCUUUUAGUGAAAGAAAGACAGCUUUUUGUUGAGCAAGAGUGUGAUGGAGUAGUGGCAAUGAGCAGUAAUGCUGUGUAAUCAACUGAUUAAGGGAGAGAUAAAGUGGAGCAUCACCCCUCCCUCCUGCUCUUGGCAGCUGAUGUCAAGACUGUGUUGCUAUGGGCAACCGUCCGGGCAAGAGAGAGGAAAAUGGAGACACCACCCGGUGUGCAGGAUGGCAACAGAGAGGCUGAGAGAACAGAAGGGAAGAAAUAUCAUGUCAGAAGGACAAUGAAGUCAAAUUCUGAAAGCGGAGCUCAGGAUGAUGACGAGAGAGUCAGACGGAGGACACUCAGCCUGCCAGCAUCAGCAGCCGGGAGGAAGGCUGGCCAAUCACCAGCUGACAUGCUCAGAAAUUCAGGAGCCAAUGAAAUGCCAGCAGGCGCCCUCCACAGCACAACAACUCGGGCGCAGAGGCUGCACAAUCUGAGCUCGGAUGUCUUAUUAAUGAAUGGAGCGCUUCCUGGGCUGCAUCGCUGCACGUCUCUGAAACGGGAGGAUGGAGAGGAAAAUCAGCAAAGAUGGAGGGAAAAACGGUGCCAAGGCUGUGAGAGGACGGCGAACAAACCCAGAGAGCCCCGAUGAAGGCUCGGCUGAGGACGUGGCAGCAGCUUUUAAAGGGACGGACUCCCAUCCUGAUAUCCACCUGCCGGACUCAUCGUCCCCAUCACCGUCUUCCUCCUCCCCUCUUCCUCAGCCCGCCAUGCCUCCUUCCGUGUCUGCCUCUGCUCUCCUGGCUCUGGCGUCUCCAGCAACCAGGCGGUCCAUCUCCAUGGGAGACUUUCGGAGGGUAACAGGGGCUCUCCUGGCCGGUUCCGAUCCCCCGUCCACUUCUGCCACGGCCCCCUCCUCCAAACUGGUCACCCCCAGCUCCAGCAUGGAGUUCGAGGCGGCCCGGCGGCGCCUGCUGGAGGUGGAGGAGCGGCAACGGGUCAUCAGGGAGAUGGAGCGGCGGCUGGAGGAGCUCAGGGAGAUGUUUGUGCGCUCCGAGCAGCAGGUGGUGGUUCACGGGGAGCUGGUGUCGCGGAUAACCGGUGCGGCCCAGCAGGGUGAGCUGUACGUGGCGGAGAACACCCAGCGGGUGAAGAAAGGCUUGAAGUUCAAGAAGCAUCGACCCACCAUCGUGUUUUCCUCCAUGCUCGGACUGCGCACGUGCCUCCCCUGGCCUGUGAAGCUCAAAUAGGACGUCAGAUACUUACAUUUCACCCAUGAUAUUAGAAAUGUGCUUUACAUUAAAUAGUGAGGGGUGGAGCUCCAUCCCUUAGCUCUCAGUGACAUGGCUGCUCUCCAGUUACAACCUUACUGCUCUUGAAUCCUGAGGCUGGUCCUUCAGGGGUUAGAGUGCCUAAAUAUCACAGAGGCCAGUAAAGGAGCUUCCGGUUCAGCAGAUUUCUGGGGAAAACUCCCAGGCUAGCUGGCACCAGUGCAUUGUGUACAGGAUGUUGUUGUGUCCUAGUUGUUCUCACAGAUUAUUUGCUGCUUGCAGUAAUUGUUAGUGCUUGCUUUUGAGAUUCAUGUCAAAUUCAUGAUGCACAGAUGAGUCAGGGGGAUGUGGGAGGUGAGCUUCGCUCUGCUCUCUUAUCAGGAGGUUCUGCUGCACUUUAACUUCUGCAGCAGUGAGGAGGCUUAUGUAAGCUUAUUGAAGAAGGGGCAACACAACAGUGUACAUCACUGAACUAUCUGCCUCUGCAGCUCAUUAAGGGCAAAGUGAAGGACAGGAAGGUAAGAUGAGACGUUUGCUGCACUGCUACAUAAAACCUAUGCAGACAGAUGCAGAAAUAGAAAAUGUAAUUGUGGGAAAUGACUGAAAAAAUGUGCCUUGGCCUCUCUGAGACUGCUCAUCCCACUGUCAUAGCAGCAUUAAGAAAAGACAGAUAAUAGGGGGACAAAAUCAUGCUGGGACACAUCCACCUGUGGCCUCUUUUUAUCCUGUCACCUAGCAACCAUUUAUCCCUCCAUCCUAAAUCCUCUUCCACAAAAAAUGCAGAAUGUAUCCAGCUGAGAGCUCUGAUUACACUACUGUGGCAGGGAUUUAGUAAAACAAAUGAUAAACAUCAAGAUUUAUUAUUAUUAUUAAUUAUUAUUAUUAUUAUUAUUAUUAUUUCUGCUUCUGAUGAUCGGGGGUUAAAUUUGAGUUACUCAUGCAUGCAUCAGCUUGUAAAUAUUAGCUAUGCUAUCUCUGCUGUCUUAAUGAAGAACAAGACGAUGUUUUAAGCUACAGAUUUGCUUCUUAGAACGCAAAUGUAACUUUAAGUGCACAAAGACCUCACUAAUAUGGAAUUAUAGUGGUAACUGCAGGUUUGACCAAUUUAUUAAAUUGUUUAUUUACAUCAUGUUGCAGCAUUAUCUGUUAAGCACAAGACAUUUGUCCCAAUUUUUUUAUAUUUUAUUUCUAUGCAUGUUUUUGUCUUUGGAUUAAUAGUAAUGUCCUUUUUGCAUUGUGCUUCUCUCAUUUGAUCUGCACAGGUACUAAUUACAUCAGGGAUGUCUCGUUUGGGCAUUAACAGGUUAUGGUAGUGAUCCACACUCAGUCUAGGUUCACUGUUUGUUUGUCAGGGUAAAAUGUCCUGACAAACACCCUUUUUUCUACAGCAACACAAUCCCUGAUGGUGCUUUGUUACAGAGAACCAGCAGCCAGGCUGCACAACAGGGAGACACAAGCUUUGAUUGUAUCAUCACUUUCACUAAAUGAUUCAUUCCGUUUCUGAUUUUUCUUCUUUUUAUUUGCUUGCUUGCACAGAUUUAAUGGAUGUAUUAGAAGCAUCCACUGUAUGUACUUUUAUAGAGUUAAGAGUAACAGAGGAAGACACUAAUGGGAGACCAGGUUGCCUGUGUUUGAAAAAAAUGCAUUUAUAAGAAAACUAUGAUGCAUUUAAAGGAUGUGAAGACUCACUACAUGAGGCUGGUUCACUUCAGUAGUAGCUGGAUUUGGGUCAUUGCUAAUUUUGACUUGAAGGGCUUAAAUUGGAGUUUGUCUGUGUUGCUUGGAAACACUUAAAGGAGCACUCGAUCAAAUAGUUUGUCAAACAAUUUAUUCACAUUGUUGAUCUGAGACUUUUUCAGAACAACAUUAAAAGAUACAAGUAUUUCCAUACUGACUGACAUUUUAAAACAGUGACACAGCAGAAUUUUGUAUUUAUUUUAGUUGGUUGUGUGUUUUAUGAUGACAAAAACAGAUAAAAAAAGAUCAAUUGGUACUGCAUCCCAGCCAACAUGUGCAUGUCUGCCUCAUAUGGGUUUUACUCUGGUUAGACGGACCGUUUAAAUACAAUUUUAUUGGCAAUCCUGUUGGACACGCUAUGCAUGUUUUCGCUUAGUCCAAAAUGAAAAGAAAAUCAAUUAUCCAGGUCUCACAUGGGUCCUACUUUUCCCCCAGAAUUGUCUUAUAUAAAACCUAUUUCAGCAUUUCUCUGUAACCUGUGAGAAACCUUAUCUGGCAACCCAGAUCCCAUUCAAAUACUUACUGGGAUGUUUGGCUGAAAGUGUUUUUCAGUGUUAGAUGCAGUGAUGAACUGUUCUGAUGAUUUGUAUUUUAGGAAACUUUUUGUCAGAGAGGAUCUUCAAUUCAUGACAUGAAAUGGAAAGAAGUACAUUGUUGUUGUCAUUGAACACAAUGUUUAGAAUAUCCUUUUGCUUUUCCAAAUUGUAACUAGAAAACGGUUAUUUUGGGAUUGGAACCAUCCACCGAUAUGGGUGUUGACUUCAGAGGUAAACAAGUAGCCUGGUUGUCCUCUUGAUUUUAAACCAGGAAGUUACUCAUAUUCUCCACUGCAUUUCACUUUUCUAUAUGAAGCAAAGACUACAUUAGAGAGAAUUUAAAAUUUAGCAGUGGUGCUUGUGGUUUUAACCUGAGAACUGUUGUGAGAAAUAGCUGGAGUGCCUCUUCAUUCAAAGAAACUUGGUCAAGUCAAAAGUUUCUUUUGACCUACUGAUAGCCACGGCGUCUUUCUCCUUGAAUGUUGAUUAACGCCAGUUAGCUAAGCAUUAUACAUGCCCAAAGUAAAAAAAAAAAAGAAGAAAAAAAGAUGCUUUCUGGCUUUGUGCACAACUAUACCAAACAUUGUUGUAGAACGGUUUUAUUUAAUAAAGAAGUCUGAAACAUGUAUUUAUGCUCCUGUAUAUAUAGAGCUACCUGUACAUACAGUUAGCCUGAUUUGCUGUUUGAGAUAUUUCUGUUUUGGUGUUUACAGAAAGGAUGGUACUGACACAAACAGCUGGACAACAUUUACAUAUGGGCCCCAUAUGGGUAGAAAUUGACUGAACAAUGGGUUAAAGAUGGGAUUGUAUCUAGGUUACAUACUGACUUAAUUUUAAUGUUUUGUUGGAGAAGAAUAUUGGAACCUAUGUGGAUUUUUUUUAUGAGACCCAGUUAAGUCCCACAUGAUGUGCCUGAAUUUUGUGGCCUCUGUGGGUUGGUUCCCAGUGGGUUCAGACUCACAACGCAGUCUAAGCAAUCUUUCUGUGGGGCCCACAUAUGCAUGUUGACUGGGAACUAUUUGUCUUUUUUUUAAAACCUGAGUGGGACUAAAUAACUCAGUCAUUCUUUGCUGUGGAACUGCACUUUCUAUUUUCUGAAUGGAAAAACAUUUUAAAAAACACAUUAUCCAAAGAUCUCUGGGCCCACUUGCAGAAUGAAUGUAAUGUUGAUUGUUGGGUGUUUCUGUAUUUUUCCUGGAGACUGGAAAUAGAAAUAUUAUAAUAUUUCCAUUUUGAACCUGUGGCUAGCAUUUACUUUGAUAAAUCUGGAAAUUGUUGCCACAGCUCAUUUAGCCCUUUACUCACAUCAACACUGACUAGCCACAGGCUCAAAACCACCUUUAUGAUGUUUAACACUUGAACGUUUGAAUAAUUCAUGUUUACUUAUGCAUACCAGUUAUUUAUUGCUUUACAAUUUGUAUGAUAUUCUUAUAUGUUUAAAAGCUAUAGCUUUUUUCCUCAGUUAUUAUUGACCAAGUGAGUACAAUUAGAGCUUCACACUUCAGCAUCAUCUGUUUGUGAUUAAAAAAAAGCUUUAUGAUAAAAUGUUAAUUCAUGUUCUGCUUUGGGUUCCUGCUUUGUUUAGUUUGCAACUAUAAAUGUCUGCACAAUGCUAGACAAUUAUUAAAAGACUCCUCGCAAGCUCGUCUUUCGAAAGAUUAUUUGUUGGCAAGUUGAUGCAAUUUAUUAAUAAAUUAACUAAAUGACUUGAAUGUUGUGGGGGGGAAACAAAACCUUGUUUCAGAUCUAUAUGUUUGGAGUAGGCAAACACAAAGGGUUAAAUUUCACAUGCAUUGCUUGAGAGAGAAAAAGUCUCAGGACUAUUUGGGUCACCUUGCAGCGUUUUACAGCAGCUUGCAGGGCAUGGUCAGCAGAAAAAAGCUCUUUGACGUAACAAGAUGCUGCACGCCAGAAGGAGCAAGCUGUAAAAGCUGCAUCAGCCACAAAGAUUUAGCAGGCCUUAAAUUGUAAUGCUGGCCCAUUAAAUCCCUUUCUCAGCUGAUUGUUUGGUAAAAGGGGGUUCGAUAAAACAGCAAUGGGAUGCAAUGGAAGAAUUAAUGGAAAUGUUACCCACUUCUGAAAGCUCUUCGUUGGAAGCGAGGGUUUAUGAAGUUACAUUAAGACGAUUAUGUCAUUUUUCAUAAGAAGUAUUAGCAUUUACAUGGAAUUUACAGUUGAAGCCAAAAUGUUUACACAUCAAAAUAAACUUUUAAUGCUUUAGAUCAGUUAGAAUUACCUAAAUACUGUUUUAUGCAUUCAUAUGUUCAAACAAUUGCAUGCAAAUCUAAAUAUUAUGGAAAUGUCCAGCCAUCACACUGUCUGGGAACCAGAUGAGAUGAACGAAUGAACCAACCUGAGAACAAGAGCAAAAACCUUGAGAAAAAGCUGCUUCUGGAAAAGUGGUGCAAUUUUCCAAGUCAUGUUCCAAGUUAGGCUGAAUGGCCACUCAGGAAGGAAGAGGUUAUUAUGCUGAAGGCAAGAAAAAAUGGGGACAAAGCCCUUAGUCUUGGAUACAUCAUUUGUGGUCUGAUGAAAUAUGAAAUGAAAAUUAAGAAAAUUUAAGUGUUUACUCUUAAUUCCUCACCUUUGGGUAAUUUUUCCUUACCCAAAGGUGAGGAAAAAUCGGUAAUGUCUAAAAGUCAGAGUGAAAACAGUGAAGUAUGUGAAAAAUCUCAAAAUAUCUUGCAGGCGACAAAUGGGAUUUCCAAAUGGACGAUAAUCCACCAAGGAUUCCACCAAAUUAGUCACAAAGAAGCUUGUGUGAGUAUAAGAACUGACAAAUUUACAGCAGUUCUGCUGAGGGGAAAUAAGGCCAGAAAUUCAGAAAAAUAGUGAACCUUUUAAGGUGAGUGCUGUUUGUAUAUAUGGCAUACACCAAUGCAUGCCACACGCAGGCCUGAUGGGGAGAGAAGCUUAUCUAUGCUGACAGAACAGAGCAGGCUGCAACCUGAUGGUUUCCUGUGCCCGCUGCUUACAUAAGUGACAGGUUGGAAUUUCAUCAUUCUGACUUUUGGAUAGCGGGUCAGAGCAAAGUAACAUCCAGAUGGGUUUAAAACGAGGCUACAGGAACGAGAGCGAGGUCUGAGGAGAUUUUCAUCAGAGAUGCAUCUGUCAGAUUAGAGACAAAAAAAAUGCACAAAUUCAGCUAAAAAAUUUCUCUAGAUUUCAAACAUAGACAUGUAUUUUAAACAUCUCACAAUUAUGGCAAAUUAUUUACAAUUCUAAAUUUAUAUUACAACUUUAUUCUCGUAUGAUUUUAUUCUCGUAACAUGACUAUUCUCAAAAUGACUUCUCAUAUUAAGUCUUUAUUCUAAUAUUUAGAUUUUAUUCUUGUAAUUUUAUGACUUCAUUCUUGUAAUACUGACUGUCAAAAUAUGACUAUUGUCAUGUGAUUACGACUUUAUUUUCUUUAUUUUGACUUUAUUCUUGUGCUUUAUUCCCAUAAUUUUAUGACUUUCUCAUAGGAAGACUACAUUAUUGUAAUAUUAUGACUUCUUCUCAUAAUUUUACUUUGUUUUAUUUUUUUCUUAGUAUGUGAAAUCUGGAACCUGUUGUCAGAAAAUCUUCAGAUCUCAACCCCAUGAGAGCCUGAGUUCAGAAACAGAAGCCAACAACCUGGACUCAACUCCAAAGCACUAAAAGGCACAAAUUUGUCACCAACAGUUGGGAUUGUAAGUAGAAUUAAUAUUCAGGGUGUAAAGAAAAUACAGAAGUUAAAAGUAAUAAUAAUUAACACUGGGGAAAUGUGAACUUUGUAUGAAUUUAAGAAUGUAGAAGGAAACAUACUGAAUAAAUAAAUAUGCCCACACUUAAUGAAUAAUGUAACCAACGUUUUUAGUUUUAGCAUCUGUUGUGUAAAUAGAAACAAAGAUGUCAAGUCAUUUACAGCAAAGCGCGUCGGUAAACAUGUUUAAUGCAUAUGUUACAAACUAAAGCGAGCUCAUUUCUUGUUUACAUGUCACACAGUCCCCACUGAGAGUGACAAUCUGCUGCAGUCAUCUGCUCCCUCACACUUCCACGUUUUUCUGCCUAAUAACCAACACAGUAACCAGACAAUGUGAACAGAAAUAGCAGACUCCACACCAGUUUUCUAAAUGCUUCUACCCCCUUACUGCAUGUCUGUUUAAGUUAGAAAAUGUCCUUUUUACACCAGUCAGGUGGAUAACCAAAGCAUAAAAAAACAAAAAGUAACACUGUCCCUUAGAAUUCAUAUCACUUGGGAAAACAAGCAACAUAUGACAGUUAUUCAGGAUAUAUACAUGUUAAAAGUGUGCUCAACCAUGGCACAAUGAUAUGUUUGUGCUACGGAAAAACC